CAGGUCUAAUAUCAUGACGCCACGAGGCGGCCGUUGAUAUUUAUACCUGACUCAGGUUAUAUUGUGUAAUACGUAAUUUAUAAUACGUAACUACGUGAUUUACGUCUUGUGCAGUGCAUUCGCGGAAAGAAGUCACAUAUUUCUGUGACUUUCGAAUAUUUGCGUUUGAAGUAUGUGACAUUCAGAUUUUGAAAGACUGCAUUGCUAACCUGUAUGUACAUCUUACCUUGAAAAUACCCCCCUUCCAUUAAAAUUAUACGCAGUCAUUGGAAGCAGAUAGCAGAGAUCAUUUUACGGUAUUCAAGUGAAUAUUGAAACACUGAAUACAACAUGGAAAGAAAAAGAUACAAACUAUGGUUACAAAGAAACUUCAACAAGGACAUGGUAUCGAAAGCUACAUAUAAGAAAUGGAAACAGAAAUACGACGCAAUGUUACGUCGUGUAGAUGAACGCACAGGGAUUACUGAUUGUGAACCAUCGUGUUCGAAUCAGCUUUGUAACGCUGGAAUAUUUGAACAAGAAGUCAUUGGCAGUGCUGGUGUUAGUCACGAAAAUACAAUACCACAAUCUGCACAAUGUGUGCAAGAGAAUAUCUCAUUUGAAGAUCAAAAAUGGGUACAUGCAUCUUACGAAGAAAUGGCAUUUGAUGAAAAUACGUCGGAUGCAGGAAGUGUCACUGGGAGUGUUGAUGACAUUGAAGAAGAAAAUGAAGAUGAUUUAGACGUGCGAAAUGAAGAAUUUCAUACACGCACAGGUAGUGCAAUAAUGUUUCCGGCGGCGGGUUUAAGUGUAGAUGAUGUUGUCUCGAUGGUAGCUGGGCACUGUUUGCGAUAUCGUGCGUCAAAUGAAGCGCGCAAAUCUAUAAUGGAACUUCUUCAUAUAUGUGCUGGACCAGCUUUUCGUAAUAUUAAUAUAUCAAAUCAUAGAUUCGCGAAGCAAAUCGACCCACCGGAUAAUAUAAUAACUUAUCAUUAUUAUUGCACUAAUUGUUACAGCAAAUUAUAUUCUACAACAAAGAAACAUUUUGAGGCGAAUCAAAUAUUGUGCGAGUUUUGCAAUCAUAAACACAAUAUAAGUUUGUCAAGCACAAAUAUGUUUUUAUCUAUAGAUUUACGGUACCAAUUAGAUUUACUUAUGCAGGAUAAAAAUGUUCGGAAUGCUUUGAUUGAAAAAAUUAAUGCUCGGCGCGUUACACAAGAAAGUAGAGAUAUUAGUGAUAUAAGCGACGGGGAAUUAUAUCGUAAAAUGAUUAUGGACUAUCCCACUUCUUUAACAUGUAAUAUUAAUACUGAUGGAGCGCCAUUAUUUCAUAAGUCAAAACGAAGUUUUUGGCCUCUUCAACUCAUUUUCAAUGAUUUACCACCAACAAUGCGCUUUAAAUAUGUAUUGAUGGUAGGUAUCAUGAUUGUUGAACAUGAGCCGACUCCUCGACUUAUGAAUACAUACAUUACGGAGUUCAUUAAACAAAUUAAUCGUUUACGUAAAGACGGUGUCGAUCUUGGCAUAACGGUUGAUAAUGUUUGUAUCUCAUAUGCGCCGACUGUUUUAUGUUGUUCAAUGGAUUCUGUAGCUCGACCAGUAGUCCAAAAUAGAAUACAAUAUAAUGGAUAUUUUGGGUGUAGCUACUGUUAUCAUCCUGGGCUAUAUAUUUCUGCUAUGCGUUAUCCUUUCAAGUACCAAGAAUCCGAGUUAAGAACUCAUAAAACUCAUUUAUAUGAUGUGCAAGUAUCGGCUAAAACUGGAUUACAAAGUCGAGGAGUGAAGGGAGCUUCGGUACUUGCAUCAUUAUCAAAUUUUGAUAUGGUGUGGGGUUUUCCGCUUGAUUGCAUGCAUACAGUCAUUUUAGGCGUAACAAAACACAUAUGGGACUUAUUUACAAAAAUUCUAAGUCGCGAUGCAAGGAAAAUCAUUAACGAAAGAUUAUGUAGAAUUCAACCUCCUCGCGAUUUGCGGAAGUUGCCGCAAUCAAUGACUAAUUAUAGUAAUUUUAAAGCAAAAGAUUGGAAGUCAUGGUUGUUAUAUUACUCUAUACCUGUUUGUAUGGAUUUAGUGCCAAAGAAAAAUCUCGAACAUUACGUACUAUUUGUCAAAAGCGUGUAUAUUUUACAAAAGACCUCAAUCUCGCAUUCUGAACUGGAUCAGUGCGAAGUAGAUCUCUUGAAGUUUGUAGCAGAUUUUGAAAAUUUGUAUGGAACGAUUGCAAUGCGAUAUAAUGUUCAUUCUAUUCUUCAUUGCGUUCAAUCUGUUAGAAAAUCAGGACCUCUUUGGGCGACAUCGGUUUUCCCGUAUGAAAGUAACAUUUUUGUUUUGAAGCAACUAGUCAACGGGCCAAAGGGAGUAGAGCAACAAAUGGCCAAAAAAUCAUUGCAAGUUAUGUCAUAUCGAGUAGGCGUAGCUACUAAUUCUUUACCGAAUAAUGUAAAAAUUUAUUGUGAUAAACUAUUUUGUGGCAAUCGGUCAACUGUAAACGUAGAAGUUACAGAGGGUGUAACUUUUUUUGGAUCGGGCAAAUAUUUUGCAGAUGUAUACACAGCUGGAGGCGUAAAAUAUGAGAAAUGUGUGUAUAAUAACCAAUUAUACCAAACUAAAAAUUACACGCGGUCCAAAAGAUGGAAUAAUAGUAUUAUUCAGCUAAAAUCAAAGAAAAUUGCACAAAUUUUAGAAAUAAUCAGUUUUCCCGAUACUGGAUGUUAUUUCAAUGUCAGUGAAUUGCUUUUAGAGAAGGUAAUUCUUGGAGAAAUUGAAAUACCACAUAUGUGGAAGAUAAGAUCGCUAACAAGUAAUCAAUUUUUAGUGUCAAUAGUCGAGGUUGCUUCAAAGAUGGUUCUAGUAGACAUUGGAGAACAAAUGUAUGUUUGUUCAAUGCCUAAUGUAUUCGAGGCUGAUUAAUUAAAACUUUUUAUUUUUUUAAAUUAUCUUAAAUCAAUAAUUUUAUGUAAAAUUGAUAAUGUUAUUUAUUGUAAGAAUGUGUAUUAUAAUACUUAAUAUUAUUUUAAAAAACACUAUGUCUUAUAUGACUUUACAUGCUUUGGUUACUCGGAGUAGGUAAAAAUACAAUUCUCAUCGAGGUCACGCUGUACGCUAAAAAACGAAAGAUAAUAUAAUUUAUUUUAUUGUCAACUUAAUUGUACAUAUAAUUGUAUAUAUAAUUGCAAUAAAAAUAUUUUAAUAUAAUUUUUGUAAA
Messenger RNA from Monomorium pharaonis (pharaoh ant), 3184 nucleotides. RefSeq lists its product as uncharacterized. The transcript has 3 exons. Lineage: Eukaryota; Metazoa; Arthropoda; Insecta; Hymenoptera; Formicidae. Bases 331 to 2889 code for a protein of 852 amino acids. The record is from RefSeq and is a predicted model, not a curated record.